Miscanthus lutarioriparius is the source of this 1026-nucleotide messenger RNA. NCBI's taxonomy places the organism in Eukaryota, Viridiplantae, Streptophyta, Magnoliopsida, Poales, Poaceae. The record is from the annotation of a GenBank genome assembly.
AUGGCCUUCGCUGGCAGUGCCGACGACUCGGCGGAAGAUUAUUCCGCGGCGGCCACCGUGGUGCGCUUCGACCCGCCGCUCCCUCUCCUCCGCGCGCCCGUCCCCUCCCCGGCCUCCGGCGACGGCCCCGUCGUCCUCGCCUUCCGCGACGCCGCCAGCUGGCGAGCCGCCUGGGAGGUCGCCGAGGCCAGCCUCGUCUCCCAGUGCGAGCUGGCCGAGGUGCCUGGCGCUAGUCAUGCGACGCAUGAAAUGAGGAAGGAAAUUGAAAGGUGCAAGAAUCGGUGGAAAGAUCCAAGUCAAGAAUUGCUUCUUUGCCUAUUGCUCCUUCCUCAAGCAAUCUUCACGACAAUAGCAAGAGGAACAAGAGGGGCCUGUUUACGCAUUGGAAAAAGCUUGGGCAUUGGAAGGCCAUAUUAUAGCAAAAAGUGGAUUGAAGAAGGUCCUGGCCGUGAACCACCCCACAAGGAUAAAGAGGUAUCAAAAAUGAGGAUGGUUUGCUUCAAGAAGUUCUUUCCCAUGCCAGAAGAAUUGGCUAAAGUAAAAGAAGAGUACUCAAGGUUCUCUAGUUGUUCAGAAGAUUUUAAUGAUCCUGACUCAAUCCAUGAUAGAUGGGCUGUUUCCCCUAUGACUUGGUGGACAAAUCAUGGACAAUCUGCUCCCUUAUUGAUGUGUUUGGCUAUGAAAUUGCUUAGCCAGCCAGCCUCAUCUUCUUGCUGUGAAAGAAACUGGAGCACCUAUAGCUUUGUCCAUAGUGUCAAGAGAAAUGCCUUAACUCCAGAGCGUGCUGAAGAUUUAGUCUUUGUGCACUCAAAUCUGAGGCAUCUGUCAAGAAGAACUGAUGCAUACAAGACAGGAGAGACAAGGAUGUGGGAUGUAGGAGGGGAUUCUUUUGAUUCACUUGGUGGUGUUGGCAUUCUUGAAGUGGCUGAUCUGUCCCUUGAUGAACCUGAACUGCAAGCUGUGUCUUUUGGUCUGGAUGAGCUGCCGGUUGAUAUUGUGGAUGACAAUGAAACAAUUGAGGAAUAG